UAAAAAUAUAAGCUUGAAGUGACACUGAACUUUUUAACUUUUAAGUAUUCAUUCUUCAGAACAAAUCUAUAGAUAAGAUAGGCUAUUUGCGAACUAACUUCUCGGUGCAGUGCGAAGCUGUAUAACAUCAAACUUAAACAAUAUUCGCCAAAUGAGACACAAAUAAAAAUAAACAGAUUACUAAUCUAGGUGAAACUCGAAUUUUAAAAGCGAACCAACAAAAGAAUUUUAACAACUCUUUGUUUGGUUUAUAAUAAAUUUGAAUUCUCAAAAUGAAUCAGCAAGAAAAUCGAGCUGAGCUCUAUGAAGAAGUAAAGUUAUAUCGAACUGCUAGAGAAAGAGAAAAGUAUGACAAUAUGGCAGAUUUGUAUUCCGUCAUUAACACUUUACAAUGUUUGGAAAAAGCAUACAUUAAAGAUUGUGUAACACCAAAAGAGUAUACUGCUGCUUGUUCAAAACUUUUGGUUCAAUACAAAGCUGCAUUUAAGCAAGUUCAGGGAGAAGAAUUUCCUAACGUUGAAGUAUUUAUGAAAAAGUUUAGAUUGGAUUGUCCUGCUGCUAUUCAGCGUAUAAAGGAAGAUAGGCCCAUUACCAUUAAGGAUGACAAAGGAAACACUAGCAAAUGCAUUGCCGAUAUUGUUUCUCUAUUCAUUACCAUACUUGACAAGUUAAGAUUAGAGCUGAAGUCAAUGGAUGAACUACAACCAGAUCUUCGAGAGCUGUAUGAUACAAUGUGCCGACUUACUUUGGUACCUGCUGAUUUUGAAGGAAAAAGAAAAGUCUAUGAAUGGUUACAAACCAUGUCAGAAAUGGCUGCAUCGGAUGAACUUACAGAAAGUCAAGUUAGACAAUUUAUAUUUGAUUUAGAAUCUGCAUACAGUGGGUUCAACAGAUUAUUGCAUGAGUCAUAAAUAAAAUUUUCUAUUUUAAAUCUGUCUGUAAUCCUAUUUAUAAUUCGUUUUCCCUUUUAAAAAAUAUUUUUCCUCAUAUUAUUAUUAAAAUAGUAAAAUAAUGUGAUGUAUUUAUCGUUUGUAAAUAAGAUAUAUUUAAUACAAAAUAAAAAUAUUGUGUAUCUGAGAAACUAAAUUGUACCAAAAGCUGUAAAAUUAUGUUUUUUUUUUUUUUUUUCAUCUGUGUAUUUUAUCUACUAUUGUAAAUAAAUUUGAACUUGUA
Messenger RNA from Parasteatoda tepidariorum (common house spider), 1173 nucleotides. RefSeq names its product vacuolar protein sorting 28 (gene Vps28). The record is from RefSeq and is a predicted model, not a curated record. NCBI's taxonomy places the organism in Eukaryota, Metazoa, Arthropoda, Arachnida, Araneae, Theridiidae. Gene Ontology annotation, molecular function: protein-containing complex binding. Gene Ontology annotation, cellular component: ESCRT I complex. Gene Ontology annotation, biological process: protein transport to vacuole involved in ubiquitin-dependent protein catabolic process via the multivesicular body sorting pathway.